AUGGAUCAAUUGCGGUUUGAUGGAAGAGUUGCUAUUGUUACCGGUGCUGGAGGUGGAUUAGGCAAGGCUUAUGCGUUACUAUUGGCGUCAAGAGGAGCUAAAGUUGUGAUCAAUGAUCUUGGUGGCGGCAGAGAUGGGAGUGGCAAGUCAACAUUUGCAGAUAAUGUUGUUCAGGAAAUCAAGAGCAAAGGUGGCAUAGCUGUGGCCGAUUACCACUCUGUUGUUGAGGGAGAGAAAAUUAUAAAAACAGCUAUUGAUAACUUUGGACGUAUUGAUAUCCUUAUCAAUAAUGCGGGUAUCCUCCGAGAUAAGAGCUUUGGAAAAAUGACAGAACAGGACUGGGAUCUUGUUCAUGCUGUACAUUUGAAAGGUGCAUUUAAAACCACACAAGCAGCCUGGGAGAUCUUCAGGAAACAGAAAUAUGGUCGGGUGGUAAUGACAUCCAGUAAUGCUGGAUUGUUUGGAAACUUUGGCCAAGCCAACUACAGUGCAGCGAAAAUGGGUCUGGUCGGUUUAGCUAAUACUCUAGCAAUUGAGGGUGCCAAGUAUAAUAUCAAAGUGAACACAAUUGUACCAACAGCCGCCUCUCGUCUCACCGAAGACAUUUUGCCUCCUGAAAUGUUCCAGGCCAUGAAACCUGAUCUUAUUGCUCCCGUUGUUGCAUAUAUGGUACAUGAAUCGUUCCCUGACAGUGGUAUUAUUAUCGAUUCCACUUUGGGAUACGCCACAAAAACGCAUUUAGUGCGGUCAAGUGGCACUCCUCUCAGAAAAAAACCUACGGAUCUUGUUACAAUUGAGACUGUAAAAGAGGCUUGGCCUCAGGUAGUUAACAUGAAAAAUGCAUAUCACCUGGAUAAGAUAGCUGAGGUCACUGUGGAUUUAGUGGAGAAACUCCAGGACUUUGAAGAACAAAGUAGAUUGGAUAGUGAGAAAGAAGCCUACUGGAGUACUUACACAUACAAUUCUAAGGAUUUGGUGCUGUAUGCACUUGGGAUUGGAGCUUCGGUUGUUAACCCUACAGAUUUAAAGUUUUUGUAUGAGAGCCAUGAAAAUUUCGUUGCUCUUCCUACUUUUUUCAUCCUGCCAGGAAUGGUCAUGGAAUCGCCUGUUGUUGGCAAGUCGAUGCCGCCAGGGAAGCACGCGGAUUUCACUAAUAUUUUGCAUGGAGAGCAAUACAUUGAAUUCUUGGGAGAUUUCCCGGGCACUGAUGGCCAGUUCACGGUGCGCAAUUACGUAGUCGAUAUUUUGGACAAGGGAUCGAGCGCAGUAGCGAUUGUUAAUAGUGAAAUAUUCCAAAACAAAAGUUUGGUGUUCCGUACGCAACAGCACAUAUUCGUUCUGGGCCAGGGCGGCUUUGGUGGACCGCGUAACAGUUCUAAGUCCGUUAAUGUUUUACCUGCGCCUAAAAGAUCACCAGACGCGAUUGUGGAACAACGAACCAGCGAAGAUCAAGCGGCUCUUUACAGGUUGUCCGGUGAUUUAAACCCACUUCACAUCGACCCGAACGUCGCAACGGCCGCUGGACAUUCCAAACCCAUUCUGCACGGAUUGGCCUCACUUGGAUUUUCUACACGACACGUUCUUGCUAAAUACGGCGGCAACGAUCCAUCUAACGUCAAAGCUGUUAAGGCACGUUUCGCAAAACCAGUUCUCCCGGGGCAGACACUAAUUACAGAAAUGUGGGUUGAGGGAAGUCGAGUUCACUUCCAGACUAAGAUCAAAGAAACAGGCAAUGUUGUCAUCUCAGGCGCCUACGUAGACAUGAAGAAAAUAAUUAAAAGCGAUAGUGCUACAUCAACACCCAAUCAAGAGUCCGCACCAUCAGGCGCCAUGAAGAGUGAUGGGCUUUUUGUUAAAAUCAGUGAACAGGUCAAGGCCAAUCCAGCUCAAGCCAAGUCAGUUGGAGCUGUUUACCUUUACAAUAUCACAGAAAAUGGAAAGACUGUUAAACAAUGGACUUUAGAUUUAAAAUCUGGCUUGGUCUAUGAAGGUCAACCAAAGAGUGGUGGCAAAGCAGAUACAACAAUGACAGUAUCAGACGGUGAUCUUAUUGAAAUUGCUUCAGGAACUCUAAAUCCUCAAACUGCAUAUUUGAAGGGUAAACUCAAGAUUUCAGGCAAUUUAAUGCUUGCUCAGAAACUUGGUCCUUUGUUGAAAUCGGGUUCUAAGAUAUAA
Messenger RNA from Parnassius mnemosyne (clouded apollo), 2175 nucleotides. The record is from the annotation of a GenBank genome assembly. NCBI's taxonomy places the organism in Eukaryota, Metazoa, Arthropoda, Insecta, Lepidoptera, Papilionidae.